Orbicella faveolata is the source of this 3843-nucleotide messenger RNA. RefSeq lists its product as uncharacterized. NCBI's taxonomy places the organism in Eukaryota, Metazoa, Cnidaria, Anthozoa, Scleractinia, Merulinidae. Gene Ontology annotation, biological process: monosaccharide metabolic process. The record is from RefSeq and is a predicted model, not a curated record. Gene Ontology annotation, cellular component: cytosol. Gene Ontology annotation, molecular function: UDP-glucose 4-epimerase activity.
CCAGUAAAAGAAUAAUAAAGCAAAACAUUGCUGAAACGAUUCUAAACGGGAUAGAAAGACCAGGAAACAAAAACCUACACAAUAUUAUGGAAGAUUGACUACAAUCUUGUUCACCCGAGUAUCCACUUUCUAAGCGGUGUCUCAAAUUAUUUCAAUACUCUCAAGUUUUCACCUUGGCAGCUUUAUCAUUAAUUAUCAUAUCUUGGUCAAUUUAUUUAUUUUAUAUUUGAGUGAUAAAUGUCGCAGGAGGUGGAGAGCCUCAAUAGACAAAGCAUAACCUGUUUAGCAGGGUGAAGUCUCGUUUGUUUUAUGGUCUUGGGUACCCGAGACAACCCUCCCCCUGAAGCAACUUUGUCGAGCGUCUAUAUAUGAAACGUCGUCUCUGUAACUGAGGAAGAGCUGACCCCGCAUGAUCAUUCAUAACCCUUUAUUGAAUAAUCAAAUGUGCAAAUAUCCCUCUUUCUUUGUGGUUUCCUCGGUCAUUAGAUCAAAGUAAGUGGGUUUUGCGGAGUUAAUUUUCACUUCUUUGACACGAAUUUCUGCUUUAAAUCCUAAAUCUAUCAUUUGGUGACACUCGCCAAGCCAAGAAUUGUCUCGGUUUGGUGAGCCAAAUUGUUUAUAUGAAGAAACAUCGUCUCGCCUGCCAGGGUUACCCCACCUGCCGAGGCAAUACAACUCGCCCACCCGAGUUGUCUCGCCCCCGAGACGGAUUCGCGAUCCUCUUGUAAACGGUCGGUUGAAGUCUUCAAAGAAAUAAGAAAAAAGUUACCUCGGUUAGGGUAACUUGGAGGGAGAUUUCUCGGAUAACCGAGACCAUAUAAUUGGGGCGUCAGACAGAUCGCGACAGGAAAUGAGUGGUGCAGGAAUUAUCUGAUAAUUAUAAAUGAACGGGGUAACGGGCCAACUCCUACCGCCUGGGGGUGGGUGGACAACAUAACACCGGUCCAGUCGGUGAUGACGACGGAAAGGCUUAUGUGGAGGAAAAUAAACCAGGAAAUAUCAACUUUUGGCCUGUUGAUGAGCUGAGUUGACUACAAAUGUGCCCUUGAUUUUUUCUGAUUGCCAGCAAUCAAACUUUACCUGAUAUGGCAGGUUGAAAAACAAGCAAGGUCGAUCUUUUCCGGGUAGUCUGAGAAUUUUCGAUCAAGUGAAUCGGCGAGAGCAUUAAAAAAAAUUGAAAAAAGAAUAAUAGGAAGCCCGGGGAAUUCUAAAACAAAACCGAGGGGUUGUUUUCCAUAAAGCUCAAUUUUUUUUUUUCUAAUAACCUCACUGAAGAUGUUGAGAGCGAAACACGCUUAGGGCGAGUAAAAAAAGCGUGAUUCAAAACCGUUCCAAGAUUGCAGUCUAAAUUCUCAUCGCUGUUUUUCAUGGCUACAAUUUUAACUUGGAGAAUUUGGCUUCUGAAUCUGACUUUUUCACAGUUAAUGAUUAAAGGCUUAAAAUUCUUAACUUGAGUUGAUUAUAAAGGUAAUUAGGGAAGCUAAUCACUAUUCCAACCGCUGGAGAUUAAAUGGCUUUGUAACAAUGCAGUUUAAUGGCUUUUAAUGCACUCCAACGGUUUUUUCAGACUAUAAGAGGGUUUUUCUUGAAGUUCGUAACAUGCUUGGAAGUACAUGUAGAUUUACAAGACGGUUUUGAAACGACCAAAUGAGAGUUAAACAGAGUCAAUACUGUUUACCCUUUACAUGACAUGAUUUUCUUUCUUUCACUGAAAUUAUAAUUGCCUGAUUCUGAAAUUUCUUGAUAUGUUGUGUUAGAGAAUCCAGCUGUUUAAUUCUACAUGCGCGCUUGUCACAUUGUGUUUCUUCAGUAUAUAAUUUUAAUCCCAUUUAUCAAAAGAAUGAUUAGCCGUGCCUGUAAUCUUACUUUUUGUAGUUCAGUAUUCCUUUAUUCCUCGCGCAACGUAGAAUAUUUCGUUUUGCGCGAAAAUGACCGGUUAAAACAGUUAUGACUGGGGCGAUUAAAACCUUCCUUCCACUUGAAUCCGCACUGCAAUACAGAACAGCUGUCGCGUCCAGGCAGCGACUACUGAAAAAAAAUUUGUUCAAGCUGAAUUAUUAAAAAAUCGACACGUAAACCUCAUUCUGAAAGUAUCACUCCUUUAAAUCGCGCCUCUGAACAACGUAGGGUAAUUUUAUUCACCUACAGAAGGCAAAUAACGUGCGUUCUUUUCACUGGUUGAAUCGCGGUUAUUUUUCUUACAAAACAAACACACCUGUGAUUUGUGCUUUUUCCGUUACUAAAAGACUUCAACAACAAUAUAGCGCUAUUCACAAGAAAUCCAUUAAUGUCGGAGAGAAUGGAGGUUAACAUGCUCAGAGAGAUAUUAGUGGUUUUAGCUUAUUUUCUGUGCUAUAUUCAAUUUGCGGUCAGCGCCCGAAACAGCGAAGGGGAACCGGAUGAAGAUGGCGCAAAAUCGAGUGGUCGAAAAAUUCUGGUCUUCGGUGGGAACGGUUUUAUUGGAAGCGAAACCGUACGAAGACUCCUGGAUAAAGGAGACGAGAUUACCAUCGUGAACCGAGGGAAUUGGUACUUCGAUUCAAGCGAGCGCAUCAAACCGUUUGUAAAAGCGCAUUUUCUAUGCGAUAGAGACAAACUGCUCAAAGUUGACUGCGAGGAGCUUUUAACAUCCGGGUACUACGACGCUGUGAUCGAUUUCAGCUCGUACAAUGCGAGGCAGAUAAAACAGGUGGUCGACAUAUUACAUGGUCGAGUUGGUGUUUAUAUCUACAUCAGCACCGAUUCAAUUUACGAGGUCUGCGAGAAAAAGCAUUCUGGACUUAGCACUGAAGAAGACGCAGUCCGACCAAAGAGCCCGAAGAAGCGCCUGGAACUUAAGAGAGAGGAAAAAUACGCGCAUGAUAAACUUGCUUGUGAAGAGGUACUCGAACAGGAGAGGAAAUCUGGUGGAUUCCCGUACGUAGCUUUAAGACUCCCGGAUGUAAUCGGACCACGUGACAGUUCCUUCCGCUUUUGGACCUAUCAUCUGUGGAUACGCAUCCACAAGGCCAUUCAACAUCCGGUACAUAUGCCCAGCGGUGUAUCAGAUGUGAAGUUUAGUCUUAUACACGUAGAGGACGCGGCAAAAGCCAUCGAGAAGGUCUUGGAUGUUGGUCCCGCGGCUCACAACCAAGCUAUCAACCUGGCGUUCAGCGAACAAUUCACUCUAAAAAAGCUCCUCCGAGAUAUCGCCGAUAAACUGAACGUGGACGAGCUCGAGUUUAUUUCGGAUGACGAUUCCACGUGGUAUUCCUAUCCCACGGUUACAAAAGGUCCUCUUGAUAUCAACAAGGCCAAAAUUCUUCUUGGCUGGGAGCCCAUGACCUGGGAGAGCGCACUCGAUUCACUUUCCUCUUUUUUGGAGGGUGCCAUGACUGAAGAAAAAUUUGUCAGAGAGAGAGAAAUGCUAUUGGCUGACUUCUUUGAGAGCAUUGUUCCUGAAGAACAUUACCCAACCGCGCUAAAGAAGCUGAUUGAAAUGUACGGAAAUGACGUAAUGGAAGGAAUAGCGUUGGACAUAGGCUUCGAUACAGCCCCUGAAAUCGAGGGCCCGAGUGAUGUUCAAAAUUCCAGCGCUGCGCAUGAACAAAAGUCAGCGGAGACGCGAUCGGAGGCUAAGGCAGCAGAGAAGAGCGAUAGAGAAAGUGUCGAGGAAUUGGUGACGGAAGUUGAUUCUGAAAACGAAGCUAGUGAAUCAAUUCCAAAUUUAGAAGGAAAGAAGAAAGACAAGCACUUGGAUGAACUGUGAAUUAUUUUAGAUAAGACACUUGCAAACACUCUUUUUCCUUGGCCAUCGUAGCUUUAGAAGAAACAAAACACAAACCGCGGUGAUAAACAUGGAAC